Messenger RNA from Paramecium sonneborni, 2333 nucleotides. Lineage: Eukaryota; Ciliophora; Oligohymenophorea; Peniculida; Parameciidae. The record is from the annotation of a GenBank genome assembly.
AUGAUAAUUAUUUUGUUAUUGUUUAAUUAAGUAUAUGGAAUUUCAAUAAACUUAUUGAAAAGAUAAAAUCUAGCCCAAAACAAUAUCUCAAAUUAUUAUAACGUUUAAUUUUAUGGACUAAUCAAUAUAGGAGAGCCACCUUAAUAAUUUUCAGUAAUUUUUGAUACUGGAUCAGGAGAAUUAUGGGUGCCUUCUGUUGGAUGUGUAGGUUGUCAUUAAUCAAAUAAAUUCAAUGCUAAAAAAUCAAAAACAUUAAAUAUAACAGAUUAUAUAAUAGAGAUUUAGGUAAAAAAUAGUAUUAAAUUCAGUAUGGAAAAGGGAAAAUUUAUGGCUAAGUAGUAUAAGAUUUUGUAGGAUUACCCAAUUCAAACAUACAUUCUUUUAUACCAUUAAUAUUAAUUUUUAAGGAGGAAAAUCUUAACAAUUUGAUAAGUGAUGGAAUUAUGGGUUUGAAUAAUGAUUUACAAAUUCCAAAUAUAUUCGAAAUUUCAUAUUAAUAAGGGUUUCUUAGAAAUUCGAUAUUUGUAAUGUAAUUAAAUUAGAUUCCAUAUCAAUCCAGAUUAUAUUAUAAUAUUUCACAAGAGAAGUUAAAUAAUGGCACAGUUUGGAUAAAUUCAAUUGAUAAUUUUUAUUGGGUAAUUUAAAUUUAUAUAAUUAGACUAUACCGAUUGAUUAAAUUUAAAUAUUCAAUGAAACUUUAAUUUAAAAAGAAUAAUAGGAGUGUGCUAUUAUAGAUUCUGGGACUUCUAUUAUAUUAUUAAAAGAACAAGUUUAUGAAUAUGUUAUAAAUUCUUUAUUAAAAGUUUGUGAAUAAAAAUUAGGACAAAUAAUUUGUCCUUGCUUUCCAAACUAGAAUUAAAAACAAUAUCUACCUGAUAUAAUCAUAAUUUCUAAUGGAUUUCAAUUAAAAAUCCCAUAUACAAGUUAUAUUUCAGAUCAAUCAUCAAACAAUAAAUACUGCUCUUUACUGAUUUAAAAUAGUAAAAAAUUUGAGUGUUUUCUUUUUGGAGAUCCAUUAUUUUUAAAUUAUAUUANUAAUUAGUUAUACUAAAUAUGUAAUUUAAUAAUUAUGAUAAUUAUUUUGUUAUUGUUUAAUUAAGUAUAUGGAAUUUCAAUAAACUUAUUGAAAAGAUAAAAUCUAGCCCAAAACAAUAUCUCAAAUUAUUAUAACGUUUAAUUUUAUGGACUAAUCAAUAUAGGAGAGCCACCUUAAUAAUUUUCAGUAAUUUUUGAUACUGGAUCAGGAGAAUUAUGGGUGCCUUCUGUUGGAUGUGUAGGUUGUCAUUAAUCAAAUAAAUUCAAUGCUAAAAAAUCAAAAACAUUAAAUAUAACAGAUUAUAUAAUAGAGAUUUAGGUAAAAAAUAGUAUUAAAUUCAGUAUGGAAAAGGGAAAAUUUAUGGCUAAGUAGUAUAAGAUUUUGUAGGAUUACCCAAUUCAAACAUACAUUCUUUUAUACCAUUAAUAUUAAUUUUUAAGGAGGAAAAUCUUAACAAUUUGAUAAGUGAUGGAAUUAUGGGUUUGAAUAAUGAUUUACAAAUUCCAAAUAUAUUCGAAAUUUCAUAUUAAUAAGGGUUUCUUAGAAAUUCGAUAUUUGUAAUGUAAUUAAAUUAGAUUCCAUAUCAAUCCAGAUUAUAUUAUAAUAUUUCACAAGAGAAGUUAAAUAAUGGCACAGUUUGGAUAAAUUCAAUUGAUAAUUUUUAUUGGGUAAUUUAAAUUUAUAUAAUUAGACUAUACCGAUUGAUUAAAUUUAAAUAUUCAAUGAAACUUUAAUUUAAAAAGAAUAAUAGGAGUGUGCUAUUAUAGAUUCUGGGACUUCUAUUAUAUUAUUAAAAGAACAAGUUUAUGAAUAUGUUAUAAAUUCUUUAUUAAAAGUUUGUGAAUAAAAAUUAGGACAAAUAAUUUGUCCUUGCUUUCCAAACUAGAAUUAAAAACAAUAUCUACCUGAUAUAAUCAUAAUUUCUAAUGGAUUUCAAUUAAAAAUCCCAUAUACAAGUUAUAUUUCAGAUCAAUCAUCAAACAAUAAAUACUGCUCUUUACUGAUUUAAAAUAGUAAAAAAUUUGAGUGUUUUCUUUUUGGAGAUCCAUUAUUUUUAAAUUAUAUUACUAUAUUUGAUAAAGAAAAUAAUAGAAUUGGAUUUUAAAAUUCAACUCUAGCAAUAUGGGAUGAUGAAAUCUUCUAAUUUGAUGAUUUUAUUAUUGAUUUUACAGGAAUCUUUUGGUUUUCAUUUGUUGCUUACAUUUUGAUUAUAGGAGGCCUUAUUUAUUACAAUAUAGAGUUAUCAAAAGUUUAAAAAUAAAAUCCUUCUGUUUUACAAUAGUCAAUUUAAUUGUGA